This is a messenger RNA of Scylla paramamosain (green mud crab), 1408 nucleotides long. RefSeq names its product agmatinase, mitochondrial-like. The record is from RefSeq and is a predicted model, not a curated record. NCBI's taxonomy places the organism in Eukaryota, Metazoa, Arthropoda, Malacostraca, Decapoda, Portunidae. Gene Ontology annotation, molecular function: metal ion binding; agmatinase activity. The transcript has 9 exons. Bases 130 to 1167 code for a protein of 345 amino acids.
GUUUUGGGCGGGUUUCGGGCAAGAGGUUGGGCGAGAACAUACUACUACCUGGCAACCUUGCGCCACUGCACCAGUCUGUUAGUUAUCAGUGUUGUGAAAUCAAACAACAGUUCUCAGCCACGCGAUACCAUGAUGCACCAAGGUCUGCUGGUCAGCUUCUCACCUAGACUCUGGGCUUCCCUGGCUACUACCUUCCGCGCCGCCUCCUCCGCUGCCUCCUCACGCCCCCUGAACAGACCUCUCACCUCCAAUGACAUGCCACGCCCUGGGGGCAUCGCAUCCUUCAUGCGGCUGCCUGUCCAAGGCGACACAAAGGGUCUUGAUGCGUGUUUUGUGGGUGUGCCCCUGGACACCGGGACCUCCAACCGCAGCGGCACGCGGAUGGGGCCACGGCAGAUACGGUGCGAGUCUGUGCUGCUGCGGCCAUACAGCGCUAAGGGCCACGACCCGUACAGCUGUAUCAAUGUGGCUGAUGUCGGGGACGUGAGCUGUAAUAUGUACAAUCUCCCGGAGGCGUGUGAGCACAUUCGGCAGCGGUAUGCUCAGCUGAUUCAGGACGGCUGCAUUCCCCUCACAAUGGGCGGCGACCACACCAUCACCUACCCCAUCUUGCAGGCCGUCAAGGCUCGCCAUGGUCCCGUGGGUCUGGUGCACGUGGACGCCCACAUGGACGUGUCGGACACAAUGCUGGGUGCCAAGAUCAACCACGGCACCCCCUUUAGGAGGGCAGUUGAGGAACAGCUCAUUGACCCGCACGCCACAGUGCAAAUUGGCCUGCGGGGCACCAGCCACGCGGCAGAAGGACACGCCUGGCCGAUCAGUCAGGGUUUCCGUUUGGUGCCUGUGGAGGAGUGCUGGUACCACUCCCUAGUGCCCCUCAUGGAGGAGGUGAGGAGCAUGAUGGGGGACAGGCCAGUCUAUCUCUCCUUCGAUAUCGACGCCAUUGAUCCUGGCUUUUGUCCCGGAACAGGGACUCCAGAAAUAGGGGGCUUGACACCCAUCCAGGCCCUCGAAGUGGUGCGGGGCUGUGCUGGACUCAAUCUUGUGGGCUGUGACCUGGUGGAGGUUGCUCCGCCAUAUGACUUUGAGGGCACCACGGCACUCACAGGUGCCAACCUCUUGUUUGAGAUGCUUUGUGCUCUUCCUGGAGUCAGGGCACUUCAAUGAUAUGUCCAGUGCAGCAAUCCAGGGUCCAUAUUAUAUAUACACUCAGCAAAAAGGAACUUGUCUUGCCAUUACUUGAGCUGUUCAGCGCAUGACUGGCAUGGCUGUUGCCGAUUGUGUGGGUGUGACGUCAGUCUCUCGCCACAUCUGUGUUACUGUCUUCAACUGCGUGUAGAAAUUGACUCCCUGUCAAGGAGUAUAUUACUGAUAAAAUAUGGUUUCUAAAUAAAAAUUAAAUAUUUAA